GGCUGCAGGAGAACACGUCUUUCUUUCAAGAGCCGAUGACGUACUUGCAGCUACGUACACAGUCUGAGCCCCAUCGCCACCUCCUCCUCCUCCUCCUGCUCUCCAUCCAUCCUCACCGUCGCUCCUCCUUCUUCACCGUGUGGACCUGCUCUCCUCCACCAUCCAUCUACUCCUGCGUUAGCUACGGGCCUGUGCUGCUUGUAGCUCAGAAGCGGACGUGUGUUUUUGCCUCCUCCGUCUGAUGGGGAUCGAGCCGAGGCUUCUGGGGAUGAUGGAGAUCUAAAGGAGGGGAAGAGGAGAAUCCCGAAUUCGUUGUCCACCUGCGAGCACCAUGCAACAGCUGAGAGCGUGGAGAGCUCUGCUCCUGCUGACGGUGGUGGUCCAGGCUGCACUGUCCGAGAAAUACGGUUGCCUAUUUGAGAGAACACUGUGCUCCAGGGAUCAGUUCUGCUCUGAUGAUGGCCUCUUUGGUCAGUGCCUCAGUUCCAAGCAGGACCGAGUCCAGUAUCAGGUGUCAGUCGCUGUUCUGAGGAGGAUGCAGGACGUCCUCAAGCAGCUCAUGCAACAAGGACUUUCCUGGCAGGACAAAAUUACCCAGUAUAUUUUGUCUAAGGAGUUGAAAAGAGUUCCUCACACCACACACCCAUCCAGGCCCAACUCCUCCUCCUCAUCUCCAACGUCCCUGUCCAAACAGCAGCCCUCCCACCAUCACACCUCCAAAUCCGGUUCCUCUGCUCCUGCUGAUAACUACCUGGACUACAUGAAUGUGGAGCAUCCGCAGUCCCUGCUUCAAAUGCAGACGGCGUCUAUCGACCCGUACACAUACCGACAGCAUCGGUACCAAGACGAGGUGGAGCGGUCUCUCAUCAGACCCGGGGGCGGUUAUGGCAGACCUUCGUCUUGGUCCCAGCCCAGUCAGAGAGAGCGUGACAGGCAGAUGCUGCAAGAAGCCUUGUCUCUCUACCUGUCGCCUGAUCAGCCUUCCUACCGCCACCGAGGCUCUGCCGCCAUGGUCCCUGCAGGUCUGCCUUACUAUGACGUCGCUGAAAUGGAGAUGCCGGUGGACUACGUGGGGAACUACCCGUUCGAUAGCAAACCAGCUGCUAGACAGCAAAACCCAAUUCCAAAUAAGACGCCGCAAUUCAGCAGCGUGUCUGGAGACACAGACGGCUUGCUGGACAGGAUGUCAGGAGUCCUGCAGAAGUAUGGCAUUUCCCCCAGUGAACUGAGCCAGGAACAGCUGUAUGAACUAGCCCUGAUACUACAGUUACUGCAGACCCAAGAUAAAGCAGAGCCAACAGAGAAAGAUCUCAUCAGCCUGAAAGAGAUUCAGAUGUCAAAGGUCAACACUGGAUCCAAAGCAGAGAAGGUCCUCUCUUCAGGUCGACCCGCUGCCCCUCAAGCCACCCCGGCUGCUGCGCUGUCUUCACCCGCUGUCAAGAGCACCGGCCUCCCAGCGACACCCUUGCAGCCUCCUCAGGCCGCACCAGGAGCUGCUCAAGAGCUAAGUGAGCAUAAGCCUCCGCAGGUGGAGGACGUGGGAGGAAAAGAGGAGUACGGAUACAUUUACACCAACCAGAGCCCUCUGAGUUUAUAUGAUGGAGUGAAGCUGCUGGAGCUGUUGGCGGAUAAGAUACACCUGAAAACCAGCAGCUUUAUAAACAUCAGUGUGGUGGGUCCAGCUUUGACGUUUCGUGUCCGUCAGAAUGAAAACAACAUGACAGCUGCGGAGGUGGCUGCUAAAGCAGUGUCAGAGAAGAACUUCCUGGAGUCAGAAACCGGCCUGAAAAUCGAGCAAGCAGGUGUCGGGGAGAGGACGGUUUCCAGGGGUCUCCCUCAUGUCAGCAAGGUCUCCCAGGGCUCCAGCGGAACGGUCAUCACCCUUGUUUCCAUGGCAGUCGUCGGCGCUGUGUUGGUCGUGGCCACAGCCAUAGCUUGUGUCAAACAUCACGCACAGCAUGUGGCCAACGGGAAAAUCGGUCUGGGGCCAGAGGGCGGGGCCGAAACCCACUUUGACUACCAGGAGCUGUGUCGGCAGCACAUGGCUUCCAAAUCGUCUCUGUGUCGCCAGGACUGUGUGGCCGGGGUCAGCAGCGGAAUGGCCGGCACCGCGAUGGGCCCGGGAGCCGGGGGUCGACGGGGGACUGACACCUCCAGGGUCAGCAGUGUCUCAUCCCAAUUCAGUGACGGACCCCAACACAGCCCGUCGUCCACCCACAGCUCCACCCCGUCCUGGAGCGAGGAGCCCGCUCAGUCCAACAUGGACAUCUCCACCGGUCACAUGAUACUAGCCUACAUGGAGGAUCACCUGCGCAACAAGGACCGUCUGCUGAAGGAGUGGGAGGCGCUGUGCUCCUACCAGGCCGACCCCAGUUCUGUGGCCGUGGCCCAGUCACCCAGGAACAUGGACAAGAACAGAUCAGCUGACUCCCUCCCCUAUGAUCAUUCUCGUGUGAAGCUGAAAGCCGAGAUGAACUCCAGCAAGCAGGAUUACAUCAACGCCAGCAUCAUUUUUGACCAUGACCCGCGACAGCCCUCCUACAUCGCCACCCAGGGCCCGCUGCCUCACACCGUGGCAGAUUUCUGGCAGAUGGUUUGGGAGAACGGCUGCACCGUGAUCGUGAUGAUGAGCGCGCUGGCUGAAGACGGAGAGAAGCAGUGUGAGCGCUACUGGCCCGAUGAGGGGUCGUCUCUCUACCACAUCUACGAGGUGAACCUGGUCUCCGAGCACAUCUGGUGUAAGGACUUUUUGGUGCGAAGCUUUUACCUGAAGAAUGUACAAACCCAAGAGACAAGAACUUUGACUCAGUUCCACCUGCUGAGCUGGCCGGCCGACGGCAUCCCCACCUCCACCCGCCCUCUGCUGGACUUCCGCAGGAAAGUUAACAAAUGCUACAGAGGUCGCUCCUGCCCCAUUAUCGUGCAUUGCAGUGACGGCACCGGGAGAACCGGCACCUACAUCCUGAUCGACAUGGUGUUGAACCGCAUGGCUAAAGGAGUGAAAGAGAUUGACAUCGCUGCCGCACUGGAGCACAUCAGAGAUCAGAGACCAGGUUUGGUUCGCACAAAGGAUCAGUUUGAGUUUGCGCUGACGGCCGUCGCCGAGGAGGUGAACGCCAUCUUGAAAGCUCUCCCACAGUGAAGAUGCACCGAAGAACUGGCUUUGAAAAGCGAUUGAAAAACAGACACACCCCCGGGACGCAGAGUUUUAUAAUCAAUGUAUAUAACAAUUCAGUCAUACUUGAUCUUAAAUCCAGCAUGAUUCUUUCCACAACGGCUCAGGUUCCUGAUGAAUUCCUACAAACUCUGCAAGACACUUAAGAUUGUCAGUAAAAAAAAAAAAAAGAAAAAGACUGGUGAUGUAUCACCAUCCCGGCGCCGUCUAGCUUCUCAUCGCCCCCAAAGUUUUCAAUUCGCCUUAUUUAACAGCAUCGUCUGUCACUUUGAAGCUGUUGGUUCUUUCUCCGUCACUGCGUCAAAUCGUCGUAUUACCUUUGAUUGAUGUGUGGUCCAUGUAAAUAAGUCACCCAAACCAGUGUCUUGAGUUCAUGUAGCAGACAAAUAUCUAUAAAAAUGUAUUUUUGACCUCAGAAGAAUAAAUCUGUGAUGUGAUGCAGCAAGAAACUCGUCGUCUUUUGUCCAGUAGAACAA
This is a messenger RNA of Synchiropus splendidus (mandarinfish), 3651 nucleotides long. RefSeq names its product protein tyrosine phosphatase receptor type Na (gene ptprna). The transcript has 24 exons. Gene Ontology annotation, cellular component: secretory granule. NCBI's taxonomy places the organism in Eukaryota, Metazoa, Chordata, Actinopteri, Syngnathiformes, Callionymidae. The coding region runs from base 332 to 3142 and encodes 936 amino acids. The record is from RefSeq and is a predicted model, not a curated record. Gene Ontology annotation, biological process: protein dephosphorylation. Gene Ontology annotation, molecular function: protein tyrosine phosphatase activity.